AUGAAGUCAAAAAGAUAUGUCGACUUCAUACAAUUGUUUUCAACUGGCACAUCAAUAUUUCUAAACACAAUUUUGAUUAUUCUAAUCAUCACAAAAUCACCAAAACAUCUUGGAUCAUAUAAAUAUUUGAUGAUUUAUAUUUCGAUCUAUGAAUUGGUUUAUACGAUUCUCGAUGUUCUAAUUUCCCCGGUGCAUUUUUCACACGGCUCAAUUUUCCUGGUUAUCAUCUCAACAAUCGAUAACCGUCUCACAACUAACAAACAAGUUUUGCUCUACCUCGACUCAAUUUGGUGUGGAUUUUUUGGAGCAUUCAUGGGUGUUUUUGCUCUACAGUUUAUUUAUCGUUACUACGUAGUUUCUGGGUGAGAUUAAUCAAUGUUUUUGAAACAAAAAACCCCAAAUCUUAUAGUUCAAUAAAGAUCAAGAGUUUCAAUGAUUAUCGAAUCGUAUUCUGGAUGUCAAUUCCAGUCAUAACCGGGAUGAUUUGGGGAAUUGUGGUUCAUUUGCUGAUUGGUCCUACGAAACAAAUAAAUGAUGCAAUAAAGAACAUUCUACUUUCUGAAUUCGACACACACAUCGAUGACAUAAUCUACAUCGGUCCAUACGUCUACCAAAAACAAUUAGAUGGAAGUAUGAAAGUGAAUACAUAUUCUCUGAUCGCAAUGAUCGUUAUGCUAUUGAUCAUAUUUAUCUCAAUCAGCUUCAUAGUUUUCUCUGCAGUCAAAUGCUUUCUUCAAUUGAAUGUUUUUCUUCAAGUCAACAAAAGUUUAUCUCAAGAUUACAGCAGCUUCCAGAUGCAAUUAUUCUACGCCCUGAUUGUUCAAACGUUGAUCCCUCUGAUUUUGAUGCAUCUUCCCUGUUUGACCCUUUUCAUGUGCACAGUGCUCGAUAUUGAUUUGGGACAUUCCAGUGUUAUUCUAACAUUGACGGUUGCUAUUUUUCCAGCUUUAGAUCCACUUCCAGUGAUGUUAAUCAUCAAGGAUUAUAGAUGUGCAUUAUCAAACAUCGUAACAACCCGUGUUACCAAGUUUUCGAAAUCUAAUAGUUAA
This is a messenger RNA of Caenorhabditis angaria, 1049 nucleotides long. Lineage: Eukaryota; Metazoa; Nematoda; Chromadorea; Rhabditida; Rhabditidae. The record is from the annotation of a GenBank genome assembly.